AUGAACCAGACACAGCCUUAUAUGGAUGUGCAAUCGUCGCAUUUGGCCUCCUCGCAGCCAUACUCGCAAGGGACGGCUGCUGAGAAUAUCUCGCACUACUCCCAGUACCAACAACCUUCCUUACUCCAGCCGGGUCCCACGGCCUACCCCCCCUCGCAUAGCUACCCACAGUACGGGUACUCGAACGGCAUCACCUCGCCACCCAACAACCAACCAGUGCACAAUUCACUGAACGGUCAGGGUCCCGCUCAGAUACUGCCACUUCCUCCGUUAAAUUCCACGGCUUCAAACUCUCAUGGCUAUGUACCGAAUUCUACGGGUCAGGUUCAACCUUACUCGUCCCAGACUUUCGACACGACCGGUCAGAUAGCACCACCAGGAGUGAAGCCUCGUGUCACGGCCACACUGUGGGAGGAUGAAGGCAGUCUCUGUUUCCAAGUCGAGGCCAAGGGAACAACCCAUAUGAUCAACGGCACAAAGCUGCUAAACGUUGCCGGAAUGACAAGAGGCAGGAGAGACGGCAUCCUGAAAAGUGAAAAGAUUCGACAUGUAGUGAAGAUCGGACCCAUGCAUCUAAAGGGCGUGUGCAUCGGAGGAAUAUGGACUGACUAUUUUAGGAUACCGUUUGAGCGCGCUCUGGACUUUGCUAAUAAGGAGAAGAUCACGGACCAGCUCUAUCCACUCUUCGUCCACGCCAUUGGAAGCCUGCUAUACCACCCUGUGAAUGAAAACCGCGCCAAUGCCAUCGUCACGGCUUCAGAUCGCAGACGUAUCGAGAGCAGCCAGCCAUUGGGACGUCCAGGUCCUGGCGGGCACCCUCCACCGCUACACCAUCACCACUCGAUGCAAAAUCCAACAACUACACACAUGCCUCAGCCAUCGUCUCUCGCCACAAUUCCUCACCCCAUGCCCGGCCGUCCACCACUCGACCGCGCCCAUACCUUUCCCACACCUCCUACCAGCGCUUCCAGUCUUGUCGGUAUGCCCAACCAAGCUGGCUCAUACGAGUGGAACGGUCAGAACAUGUCAAAUGGCGUCCAGAGCUCCCAGGCGCUUCCCCUCGAGUCUGGAAUGAAUGGCACACGGUCGAUGCCAACCACACCUGCUACCACGCCUCCAGGUGCAAACAUGUCCGCCAUGCAAGCAUACCAAGGCCAGUCCGGCUACAGUGACUCCAAGGCGUACUACUCCUCCGCUCCCCCCACACAAUCGCACUACGCCUCACAGCAGCCUGUCUCUCAACAGAGUAUCUCUAGCCAGGGAAACGGUCAGGUGAAUGGGUCAACGGGUGCUACGACAGCGGAACCAGAAUCCACGGAGCAGCACCAAACCACUGAGGGUGAAUACAUUAACGGCACCAACGGAACAUACAACUCCAACCGUGCCUCCUAUCCAGCUUACCCAUCCACCCAAGCUGUUGGCACAAUGCCCAGCGAACACACCCCUCUACCGUCAGAGAUGGCUGCUCCUCCCCACCAGAACGGAGACAAACGUUCCUCGAGCACCUGGCCAUCAACCUACACACCUCGAUCAGGAGCUCCAAGCAGCGUCUACAGCGUAAUGAGCGACACCCGGAAUUCCCCUGCCAACAAUGCAGGCACCGCAACAUACCCGGAUGCCUACUCCGCCUCAGCCAGCACACCGGGCUACUCUUCCUCCAUCAACGGAUCAAGCAAGCGUGGCCGCGACGACGACGACGUAGAGACUAUCCCUCGCUCCGAGAGCCGUGGCGAAGACUCUGUUUACGAACACAAGCGUAGGAAAACACUGGUCGACUCCGGCGCCGGUCCCAUUGUACCUGCUUCCAUCAGCCUACAAAACGUACAAUCCGGCAAUUUUCCAAGAAGAAUCUGA
This is a messenger RNA of Microsporum canis CBS 113480, 1854 nucleotides long. Its product is annotated as cell pattern formation-associated protein. Gene Ontology annotation, cellular component: nucleus. The record is from RefSeq and is a predicted model, not a curated record. Lineage: Eukaryota; Fungi; Ascomycota; Eurotiomycetes; Onygenales; Arthrodermataceae. Gene Ontology annotation, biological process: positive regulation of transcription by RNA polymerase II. Bases 1 to 1854 code for a protein of 617 amino acids. The transcript has 5 exons. Gene Ontology annotation, molecular function: sequence-specific DNA binding; DNA-binding transcription factor activity.